Molecule: messenger RNA, 1089 nt
Organism: Myotis lucifugus (little brown bat)
Lineage: Eukaryota; Metazoa; Chordata; Mammalia; Chiroptera; Vespertilionidae
Gene: ZNF114
Product: zinc finger protein 114
Exons: 2
Coding region: 1-1089 (362 amino acids)
Biological process (GO): regulation of transcription by RNA polymerase II
Molecular function (GO): RNA polymerase II cis-regulatory region sequence-specific DNA binding; DNA-binding transcription factor activity, RNA polymerase II-specific
Source: RefSeq, a predicted model, not a curated record
AUGCUGGAGACCGCCCGGAACCUGGCCUUCGUCGGUGAGGCGAUUCGACAGAAAACCAAAGUCUCGGCCUCUCGGCAGGACAUUCUCGCGAAAAACACAGUUCGUGAAGCCAACGGAGCGUGUUUCGCGAGCAACAAUCCCACUCCAGGAGGACGCUUGGAAGGCCACAGAGCAGAGGAGCCACACCGGCGGAGGGGGCAGAAAGGGAGGCGCGUGGCGGCUGCCCAAGAGAAAGACGGCCGUCUGGUUCCAGUCUGUGAAACGAGGGAGAAGCUUGUGCCUCCGCAGGGAGAUCCCACCAGAAAACACCCCCUCCAAAGUAUGUUGCAGCCAGACUGUGUCUUAAGGAGUAACCACAAAACCUCCGAAAACAGCGAGGACGACAGAGGAUGGCCGCAGCGCGUUCGGUCAGCUCCAGGUGACCAAGUGAGAACUCCAACAGAGCGGCCAUCGGUCACGCCUGUCGAGAAUCGGAAUCGUGCGCUUCGUGCGCCUGAUAAAACAUUUCGGGGGGUACAUGUCUCUGAAUUGGGGAAAGCCUUUCCGGAAGACUGUGUCCUCAGGGCACGCGAGACUCACGUUCAAGAGAAAGUUUAUGGGUCCAGUGAGCGUGAAAACAUUCCCGGGAGGAACCCAAUACCUGCUGUGCCGAUGCCAACUCAUCCAGCGCAGACGCAGAACAAGAAUGACCCAGGUGGGAAAAGCUUCGCCCAGGUUCCGCACGCUCAGUCACUCAGGAGCACGCGGAAAGGAGAGAAAAACUAUAGGUGUCCAGACUGUGGGAAAUCCUACGCUUACCGUUCGUACUUUAUGAAACACAGGAGCGUUCACACCGGAGAGAAGCCCCACGCCUGUCCGGAGUGUGGGAAAGCCUUCCGAUAUUCGAUACACUUCAAGAAACACUUAUUCAGACACAUUGCGGAGAAGGCCCAUAAGUGUAAGGAGUGUGGGAGAGCCUUCCACAAGUCCUGGAUGCUCACCGUGCACAUGAGGACCCACACUGGAGAGAGGCCCUAUAAGUGUGAGGAGUGUGGGAAAAGCUACAUGAGUAAUUCAUCGCUUAAGAGCCAUCUGAAGAAGCACAACUAA